UAGCACCACCUGGGCAUCGACUCUUCUCUUCUUGCUGCUAUAAAUCAAAAUGGCCGUUCAUGCUGCGCUUGUUAUUAAGAUGCACAGACGACCGAGAAUUGCAGACGAAGCAUAUAAUUUCAAGAUACAUCCCAACAAGUUUGGUGGGGGCGACGUGAGGAGCUCAGCGACGUCGACCCUGGCGAUGCCUGGCAAGGCUGAGAUAGGACCUCGCUCGAGACAGGACAACGCUAAGAGGGCAGCAAGCUGUGGUGUCCAGGCUAAGGCGAGGAAGCAGGUUGACGGGUGCGGGUCAGGGAGGAGGGAGGGGGGUGGGGGUGGGGGCUUUGCGGGUGUCGUCGGCACUGCUACGGAUCAGCUGGGCUUACAGGGGUGGUCGCGGUGGAGACAAGCAGAAGGGGUGAGGGGAGCAUGAGGCGGCAAGGCGGCCUGUGACAGCGCGUGCUGGCCGCGGGGGUGUAGUCAGACGGAUGGGGCGGGGUCGAUGGUUCGGCGGGAGGA
This is a messenger RNA of Triticum urartu, 501 nucleotides long. Lineage: Eukaryota; Viridiplantae; Streptophyta; Magnoliopsida; Poales; Poaceae. The record is from RefSeq and is a predicted model, not a curated record.